Molecule: messenger RNA, 1055 nt
Organism: Vicia villosa (hairy vetch)
Lineage: Eukaryota; Viridiplantae; Streptophyta; Magnoliopsida; Fabales; Fabaceae
Exons: 1
Coding region: 1-840 (279 amino acids)
Source: RefSeq, a predicted model, not a curated record
AUGAUAGACCAGUUUCAGAUCUUGCAACAGAAUCCUCAAAAUUAUUCUACUUGGUCGCACCGCCAACCACCUAACCUGCCGCAAAAUCCGACUUUGUUUUCUCGACCUCCAACCUUUAAUGGGCAUCCGUCGUGUCCCGUGAAUUACACAGGCCGGGUUAAAUGGAGUCGCAACUACAAACACCGUGUAAAUCCUAAGGACUCAUCGGAGACAGACAAAUUUAUUGGCAAGGUUCGACGAUUUCACUUUCCAAAGAAAAGGUUUACAGGUAGCGGACGUAUCUCCGCUCCGUCCGCUCCGCACAACACGACAUCAUUCAUAAUCCGCGCGAAAAAGUUUGGCGGCAUAGCUUCUCUCAUGUCUCCUUGUGCGAGGACUCCGGCGGCCUUGACAACGCCAAUACUGUCGCCGUCGACAGAGGUGGUAGUCGAGAUGGCAAAGGAAAAUUGGGGAGUUGAUGGAUAUGGGACGAUGAAUGGCCUAAUUCGUGUCCGGUCACGGAAAGAAAGUUCCGACGAAACGGAAAAUAAUGGCAGUGAGCAAUUUGAAGUUGAGAAGAUAUUGAACAUUGACUUGAGGAGGUUUGAGAUGAUAAAUCCAAGUAGGUAUAAUUUAGAGAAUAGGGUUGAUGAACAGGAGUUACAUAUUAUACGUCUUGAACAACAGAAUCUAACUCUUAAGGAAAGAGUUUUUCUCAUUGAAAGUGAAUUGGAUGAAUUGAGACAUCGUGUUUUAUGUUUGGAGACGAAAGAAAUCAGAUUGCAGGAUUUCAAUGAUGAUGUUUGCUUGGAUAAAAGUGUCAAAGAUGAUCGCGAGAGUGAUGACAAUGGUUAUUGUUAAACUCAAUGUCAAUUAAAUGUAUACUGAGUGUGUUUUGUGGGGAAGAGUUUAAGGGAUUUUGCAAAUCACUAUCGAUAGUUUUUUAAGUACAUGUAACAAUACAGUUUGGUGGAGUAUGGUUUAGUUUCGUUAUUGUUGUUGGUAUGAACUUAACUCUAUAGAUGUUGUAUCUUGUGGGUUUAGUUAGUGUGGACUAAAAAACAUUGAAUAAUAAU